ACAGUGGCGCUAAAUACGAUCGUCUGUUGCUGAAUGAAAAUCAUUGGAUUGUAAAGUUAAUGGACAUGUCAAACACUGCUGAAGAAAUCAUUCAGAUAGUUGACAGCAUACUCAAAAAAGAGAAUACAGAUGAUGGGGUGUGGCUACAGUGGCUGGAUGAGGCAUUGAGACUGAUUAGUAAUCUCCACUCAGAUUACCUUGGAGGAAUUGAAAAAACAAAAUGCAUAACUCUGGAAACUAAUGGAGUGUCUUUGUGGAAUCAUGCAGUUGGGCUGAAGACAAAAGGUUGUUUGUCCACUGUUACCAAUGCCAAAUUGAGGCACUUGUCCUUCAUGAUAGUGGCAUUUGCCAACCAAGGAGUUAAGGAUGAAGAAACCCUGAAAAAGCAAAUUGUGAUGGGGAUGAAAACAGGAAGAGCAUGGAUAGAUGCACAUCAACCUGAACAAGCUGAAAUUGUUUUGAAUAUUUCAAAUCAGUGUGCCCAGAAGCUGCAUUCCACUGUAAUAGAAAGAAAGAAUGAAACUGGUGGGGGAAAUGAGGUGAUGGAGAGACAGAGGAUGGAAAUAGAAAAGGACAUGUUUAAACUGCUGUGCUACAAGGCAGAAGUGGAAAUGUUGCAGUGUAGAAAUGAAGCAACUGUAAACUUGGUACAGAUGGCCAAACAGAUGCUCACAAGAUUCCCACGAGAGAGUGGGUUCCUUAGCAUGCUGUGUUACAACUUUGGAGUAGACCUGUAUCAGAAGAAGAGGCACAAUGAAGCCAUCCACUGGCUCCGAGAAAGUUUUGAUCUCAGCAAAGAAAGGAAAGGAGUUAUGCCUAGAAACCAGGCAAGAACUCUAAGACUCUUGGCAAAUGCCUACAUUGAGAGUAACCCCUCAGAACACUUUGAGAAGGCCUUGAAUGCAGUGUCCCUGGCAAACACAGAGCACUGCCACCCUGCCGGUCUCUACCUGAAGCUCAGAGUACUGCUGAUAGGAGGAGAGAAGGGGGCACCUGUCUCUGCAGUUUUGGAUGACAUCAUUAAGCACUCAGAUUGCACCCUAGAGCUAGGACUGAGCGUAUUACAGCUGUUAAAGCAGUACAAAUGUUUUGAUAACUGUAUGGACUUUCCAUCCAAGUUGAGGAAAAGGUUUGAGCAGUGUCCCGAUGUUGGUCGGCUCUUCAUAACCCAGCUCCAGGCCUUGCUGGAGAGUGACCAGUCCCAGCAGGCAAAGCUUUUCUCUGAAGAAUGCAUCACAGCUCACAACACAGGAAGGCCACUGGACAUAAACACAAGGAAGCAGUUCCACUUGGUGUUUUGGGAGAAGGCUGGAGCUGCUUUUGAGAGUAAAGAGUAUGGCGAGGCCCUGACAUGGUACAACUACUCCCUCAGUUUGUUCUCUCCCAGCGAGAUGACCAGCAUCAACAUGGCCAAACUCCAGAGGAACAGGGCUUCCUGCUUUGUAAACCAAGGACACCUACCACAGGCAAAGGAAGCAAUCCAGCAGGCUGAGAAAUGCAGCCCAGAUGAGGCUCACACCCAGUUUAUCAUCUACAAGAUAGCACUGGCAGAAGAUGAUCAUGAUACAGCCAGCUCCAGUCUACAGAAGAUGGUGACAGGGGGUAAGGAUGGGCCAAAUGUCAGCCAGUCUCAGACCUUCGGUCUCAUCUGUCUAGCUGCUCAAAUGGCUUUAGAGCACAACCACUGUGACACGGCCUGUGUGGCCCUGGACUUCCUCAUCACACACAGUGCUGACCAUCAGCAAACCCUCAUAGCUCUUCGCUGUCUGGUCAGACUCAGGCUGGGACAGGCCGAUAAGAAGAACUACUGCAGUGAAUCCCUUCAACCUAUCAUACCACUGAUCAGAACAGCAUACAACAAACUGCUGAUUCUUGGGAAACAGCCAUCAGGGGAGGGAACUCUGGAGGAGGCCAUGUGGUUCAUGAAAAUAGCAUGGAACCUAGCCUUAAAGUGCGAGGAUGACCCAUUCAGCUUAAAGGACCUCUUCAGUCUCUGUUUAAAGCUGUUGUCCCUGCUGCCAUCAGACAAAGCACUUACAUGUCGCCAGAAGACAUGCACACUGAUGGCUGUUGCUGGUUGUCUGCAGAUGGCUAGAGCUCACCCAGAUGAUGAUAAUAUGAGAGAUGCACUGGAGGAAGCCCUGUGCUACAUUGAAGAAUUCCAGUUGCUCCAGAGGGAUCAGAAGAGUGUUACAUGGACACAGAUAGAAGACACAAAAGGUCCUGAUACCACCGACAUGCUGCUAUUGCUGUAUGAGUUUGAAGCCCGUGUUAAGUUACAAGACAAUGGGGCUGAAGCAUUGCUGGAGAAAGCUCUUACCUUACCUCAACCGGAACCAAAGACUUUUGAGGCUUUUGCAGCCCUCGCUGUGGAGCCACCUGCCUGUGACAGAGGUUUGAGUAUCCGGGCACUCAAGGUGGCGAUCAGAACACACCUGCAGGUGGACCAACCUGACUUCCACAGAUGCAGCAAGGCCAUACACAGCCUGAUCCAGCUGUCGCUGAGCACAGGCCAGUCCAGCAGUAAACAGGAGACGUACAACUACUUCAAGGAGACAAUAGAUGUCAUUGAUAAAAAGGCAAAGGGACAUUAUCCUGAACUGGAGAUUGUUUGGUUGAUGACAAGGGCAUGGAACUGUGGCAUCCAAUUCUACAGUUCCACAGAGUACGAUGAGGCAGAGAGAUGGUGCAGUAUGAGUAUGGGACUCCUCAAGUACUUGACAACCAUGAGGCCCAACUACGAGGAUCAGAUGAACUCAGUGUAUGGCGAGAUACUGGACAGGAUAGAACAAGCCCGAGGUCAGCCAUCAAUGGAGGAGUAGAACACUGACUACAAUCGGUCACUGGACAAGCUGAUCUCUACAACAGUUGGUGCUAAGCAGACCAGCUUGAUAAAUGACUGGCUGAUAUAUUCCUUUUUGUCUUCCUUGACAGUAUUCAGUGUUUGUGUUGAGAUAAAACAUAUCAUUGACUAAAGCUUGUUUUCUAUUUUAGAACCAUUUCGAUGAAUGCACUGGACUGGGUCUGGUGAUAUUUGUAUUCAGUUAAAUUAGAUUGAACAAUAAACAGCAGCAUUCAUAUCA
Haliotis rubra (blacklip abalone) is the source of this 3083-nucleotide messenger RNA. RefSeq names its product testis-expressed protein 11-like. The record is from RefSeq and is a predicted model, not a curated record. Gene Ontology annotation, molecular function: protein binding. Gene Ontology annotation, biological process: meiotic cell cycle. Bases 60 to 2822 code for a protein of 920 amino acids. Lineage: Eukaryota; Metazoa; Mollusca; Gastropoda; Lepetellida; Haliotidae. The transcript is spliced from 30 exons.